Gavialis gangeticus (Gharial) is the source of this 528-nucleotide messenger RNA. RefSeq names its product gamma-crystallin 1-like. Bases 1 to 528 code for a protein of 175 amino acids. The transcript is spliced from 3 exons. Lineage: Eukaryota; Metazoa; Chordata; Crocodylia; Gavialidae. Gene Ontology annotation, molecular function: structural constituent of eye lens. The record is from RefSeq and is a predicted model, not a curated record. Gene Ontology annotation, biological process: lens development in camera-type eye; visual perception.
AUGGCAAAGAUCAUUUUCUAUGAGGGCAGAAACUUUGAGGGCCACUCCUAUGAGGUUACUUCAGAUCAGCCCGAUAUGCAGUCUUACCUAAACCGCUGCAACUCCAUCAGGGUGGAAAGUGGCUGCUGGAUGAUCUACGAGCACAGCAACUACACAGGCCAUCAGUACUUCUUGAAGAGGGGAAGAUACUCAGACUACCAGCAGUGGAUGGGAUUCAAUGACUCCAUCAGGUCCUGCAUCCUAAUCCCACAGUUCAAGGGCACCAGCAGGAUCCGAAUUUAUGAGAAGACUGACUUUGGAGGCAGGAAGAUGGAGUUCAUGCAUGACUGUCCUUCUCUCCAUGAAGUAUUUCAUUAUGGAGAUAUCCAGUCUUGCCAAGUUUUGGAAGGACACUGGAUUUUCUAUGAGCAGCCAAACUACCGAGGACGACAGUACCUCCUGAGACCCAGAGACUACAGGAGGAUCACCGAAUGGGGAGCCAUAACAUCCAGGGUUGGAUCCCUGAAGCGUGCAGUGGACAGUUACUAA